This is a messenger RNA of Filobasidium floriforme, 1238 nucleotides long. Its product is annotated as OTU-domain-containing protein. Lineage: Eukaryota; Fungi; Basidiomycota; Tremellomycetes; Filobasidiales; Filobasidiaceae. Gene Ontology annotation, cellular component: cytosol; nucleus. The transcript is spliced from 10 exons. Gene Ontology annotation, biological process: protein deubiquitination; endoplasmic reticulum unfolded protein response. Gene Ontology annotation, molecular function: cysteine-type deubiquitinase activity. Bases 75 to 1157 code for a protein of 360 amino acids. The record is from RefSeq and is a predicted model, not a curated record.
GCGAGGUUGACUUCACCAUAGCUCCUCAACACUGACAUACCCACGCAAACUCAGAGAGAUCUCGAAUACCAACUAUGGCUACCUUCAACGUCCGCCUUCGACAUCCGAAAGGAGCGACUGUGCUUCAAUUGACACCUGAAAUGACCUACGAAGAGCUCCAGCUGAUGAUAUUCUCGGCCAGUGACAUACCUAUUGCGGAGCAAGAGCUAAAGCUCGGAUAUCCCCCUAAACCUAUCCCUUCGAGUACCCUCGCAGAAACCCAGGUCUCAACAAUACCGAUCACGAAAGGAGAGCAAGUCAUCGUCUCCGCUGUUCCCAGCACGUCUACUUCGGCUUCCCGGGGGGUUAAUAAUGCGGCAUCACAAGAAACAAAACCUACAGCCAUUAAUACAGCGCCUCAGCCUCGAUCACAAUCACAACCUAAACCACCUGUAUUAGCACCAACAAAAUCUACCGUCAACACCCUCUCGAGCAGUUCUUCCACUUCUGCAUCGACGCCGGUUGCACCGGCUGGGAAAGAGACGACCGUGGACCUGCCUGGUGGGGCCGGGAUCAUGCAACAUCGGAUCGUCCCGGACGACAACUCGUGCUUGUUCAGCUCGAUCGGGAUCGUUUUCAAGGGAGGGUAUAGCGAAUCCGUGACGAACCAGUUGAGGCAGAUCGUUGCGGAUGAGAUCCGGAAAGAUGAGUUUGAGUAUCCCGAGGUGGUACUUGGACGUCCCCGGGACGAAUAUAUCCGGACCAUCCUCAAACCGUCGACAUGGGGCGGAGCGAUAGAGCUGGCGAUCUUUGCCAAACACUUCAAGACUGAGAUUGAUAGUUUCGACGUAUUGUCGGGAAGGGCCGAUAAGUUUGGGGAGGGGCAAUACGAUUCGAGGUGCUUACUAGUAUAUUCUGGUAUCCACUACGACGCUAUCACCACCUCGCCCAUCCCCGACGCUCCACCGGAUUUUCAUACGACACUGUUCCCGGUGACCGACGACUCUAUCCUCCCCGGCGCUCAGAAACUGGUGGAUCAGUUGAAGAAACAGCAUUACUACACGGAUACGGCAAACUUCGACCUAAGGUGCCAGGUAUGCAAGGUCGGGUUGAAGGGAGAGACGGGGGCUAGGCAACAUGCUAUGCAAACAGGACAUGUCGAGUUUGGAGAAUACUAGGUUCAGGUCGAACGCGUUGUAUUUCAGUAUGCAUAUCAGAUUACUAUAUCCAAGUAUCCAAUGAACUUCCACAAUGCAAGG